CGGAGAGAGGGAGAGAGAGAGAGAGAGAGAGAGAGACGGAGAGAGGGAGAGGCAGAGAGAGAGAGGGAGAGGGAGAGAGAGAGAGAGAGAGACGGAGAGAGGGAGAGGCAGAGAGAGAGAGGGAGAGGGAGAGAGAGAGCAACGGGAAAAUCUCGGCAGCAAGAGAGGCAGAGAAGGAAAGAGAGAGAUCCAACAGUCUUUAAACUAGUGGUGCUUUUUUCCGGAUGCUGUUAAAUUCCAGUGCCAAAGUAAGCCCAUAACGGAAGACACGCGGGACAUCUCACCUCCCCCGCUACACGGGCACCGCAAAAGCAGGCGAUGUGAAGUUGGAUGCCAUUAAACUGAUGCUGUGAAGUGGCUUGCCAUAGCCGUGACUUCAUCGGGUCUCAGUGAGGAUGCUGUGGGUUACCUUGCUGAGCACCAUAGCCCUAGGAUGGACCACCCCAAUCCCACUGCUGGAGGACUCGGAGGAGAUGGACGAGCCCUGCUUCGAGCCCUGCUACUGCCAAGUCAAAGAGGGCGUCUUUCACGUCCACUGUGACAGCAAAGGAUUUACGAACGUCAGUCAGAUCUCCCAGAUAUGGACACGGCCCUUCAAACUCAACCUGCAGAGGAACUCCAUGAGGAAGCUGUACUUCAACAGUUUUCUUCACCUCAACAACGCCCUGUCCAUUAAUGUGGGGAAUAAUGCGCUACAGGACAUCCACGCCGGAGCAUUUAACGGAUUGGGAAUUCUGAAACGGCUGUUCCUCCAUGAGAACAAACUAGAGGUUUUCCGUAAUGACACCUUCCUGGGUCUGGAAAGCUUGGAAUACCUGCAAGCGGACUAUAAUGUCAUCAAGAGGAUAGAGAGCGGAGCCUUCAGGCACCUCCACAAACUCAGAGUACUCAUCCUAAAUGACAAUCUGAUACCAGUCCUGCCCAGCUAUCUAUUCAGGUCGGUGUCACUAACACACCUGGACCUGAGGGGAAACCGGUUAAAGACAUUACCAUAUAAGGGCACGUUGGAAUAUGUGGGGCGGAGCCUGAUGGAGAUUCAGCUUGAGGAGAAUCCAUGGAUCUGUGAGUGUGAUAUAGUUCAGCUAAAAACAUGGUUGGAACGCGUUCCCUACACAGCACUGGUAGGAGAGAUCACCUGCGAGUACCCCUUCCACUUGCACGGGAAAGAUUUACGAGAGAUCAAACGCAGUGAGCUCUGUCCGUUACUUUCGGACGCGGAAAUCGAGGCCAAACUGGGAAUCCCUCGGUCUCCGUUCAACAACGAGAACACGUGGCCAACGAAACCGUCCUCCAUGCUGUCUUCGUUCCACAACACGGCGUCGUCUGUGGAGUACAAAGACAGACAUGUCAAACCCACCAAACGGCCCAGGCCCACCAAAAACCCUCCCACCCCUCGUAGUCUCUACCCCGGCCUGAACCAGCCCCCCAUAGCUGGCUACCAGACCCGCCCCCCCAUCCCCAUCGUCUGCCCUUCUGGGUGUAUCUGCAACCUCCAUAUCAACGAUCUGGGGCUAACGGUCAACUGUAAAGAGAAGGGCUUUCAUAAUAUCUCAGAGCUCCUGCCCAGGCCUCUCAAUGCCAAGAAACUUUAUCUGAGCGGAAAUCUGAUACAGAAAAUCUACCGGUCUGAUUUCUGGAACUUUUCCAGCUUGGAUUUACUACACUUGGGGAAUAACCGGAUAUCGUAUGUCCAGGAAGGGGCAUUUAUCAAUCUUCCCAACCUGAAGAGUUUAUAUUUGAAUGGGAACGACAUUGAGAGGCUAACUCCCGGUAUGUUCCGGGGCUUACAGAUGUUGAGUUAUCUUUAUUUUGAGUAUAACGUUAUUCGUGAGAUCCAGCCGGCAUCAUUCUCUCUCAUGCCCAGCCUUCAGCUUGUUUUCCUCAAUGACAACCUCCUCCGCACUCUCCCGACCGACGCCUUCGCAGGCACCAGCCUGGCGCGACUCAACCUCCGCAAUAACUACUUCCUGUCCCUUCCUGUGCGUGGCGUUCUAGAACACCUGCAUUCCAUCGUCCAGGUGGACCUUCAUCAGAACCCCUGGGACUGCUCCUGUGACAUCAUCCCCCUCAAAACCUGGAUGGAGAAGCUGUCCUCGGUCAUCAUGGUUAGUGAUGUCAUCUGUAAGACUCCUGAUUUAGCCUUUGGGAAGGAUCUGAGGUCGCUGGAUGCUGAGGUCAUCUGUCCAGAGCUGAAGUACUCAUCCGGACCCUCCCCAGCUCUCUUCCCCUCUGAUGACAUGACCACCGGUAGCUCUGGUCUGGGGGAGGCUGUGGGGAGGGGGCCGGUGCCUCUAUCAGUCCUCAUCCUCAGUCUUCUCGUUUUGUUCAUCUCAGCGGUUUUCGUGGCCGCGGGCCUCUUCGCCUUCGUCCUGCGGAGACGGAAGAAGCUGCCCUUCCGGAAACGCUCUGAGGUGGAUCUGACAGGAAUCCAGAUGCAGUGCAGGAUAUUAGAGGAUCCGCCGAGACAGACCAGCAGUGGAAGCAUAGGCUCACCUGAAAAGUCAACCAGCGGCCACACACAUACACACACGCAUGGUCACGUUGGCCACACACACACUCACGGUCACGUCUAUGAUUACAUUCCUCACCCUGUGACGCAGAUGUGCAACAACCCCAUUUACAAGCCCCGGGAGGGAGAGGUAGGGGAGGGGGAGGGGGUUCAGUUUGCAGAAACAAAAGAGAACAACAGUAAUUACCGAACCCUCUUAGAGAAGGAGAGAGAAUGGACCCUAGCCAUGUCUAAUUCACAGCUCAACACUAUCGUCACGGUAAACCACAAUACAGGGGAUAUAUCGAGUUUUCACGAGAACAGUGGGCUGUGUCCCACCGUGAUUGACAGCCAGAGACCCACGCCAACUGUCGGCUUCGUAGACUGUCUGUAUGGAACGGUGCCGAAGCUCAAGGACAUGCACGUUGCACAUGCACACCCGCCUGGUAUGCAAUACCCGGACUUACAACAGGACGCACGUCUCAAGGAGACGCUGCUGUACACAGCAGGGAAAGGCUGCUACCCUGACCCCUCCCAAAGCGAUUACCUCGAGUUAAGGGCCAAACUCCAAACCAAGCCGGAUUACCUCGAAGUACUGGAGAAAUCAUAUCGGUUCUAACACACGGAGUUUAGCAUAAGCUACGUAUAAACACACACUCUCCCUUUUCCCCAAACGGAGCAAAAUCACGGAAGAAAAACUAAACAAAAAAGCAGCAUGAUAUUAAAAUGAAAUAUUAUAUGACAAAAAGUUUUCCCCCAAAAUCGCUUUGGAGGAAAGGCCAUUCUCAGAUAUUCAAUGAAGUGCCUUUUUUCAGAGUAGCCAGCAAUGUUAUCAACCCUUAUUUUUAUAUGGAACAGAUUGGUCUAUAUGCCGAGGAGAGUGAGAGAACGAGAAAGAGGAUAGAGACACCGGGAAAAAACACAACAUCCGAAAAUAUAUCCCGUCAAACUGAACCCUUCAUGAGCUCUCAAAUGGUGGAGUAACCCUGUGCGGGAGCUGGAUGUCUCCACUGGGGCUCGUGUUUCUGUCUCGCUAUCUUUCAGGUGGAUAUAUAAACGCCCGGGUGCCCUGCACAUGAAGUUAGUGGGAAAUAAAUAAAACAUUUAGAAAAUGAAUUGCAGUUUGCUGCAUGCACUCGACCCAUUGCAAUGGUGAGGGAUUUGCUCAGAACUAUCACUCACGUAUUAAUAGAGAUACUGUAACACAUUACGGUUCAGUGUUCUAUUUAAUUUUAUAUAUUAUUAUCAUUAUAAUUAAAGAGGACUACUAUAUAUAUGGGUGCAAUUCUCAAGGACGUGCUCGCCCAAGGAUUAAAAUAACAUUUGUGAAUAUAUUAUAUGAUGACGCUCAAGGUUUUCUGGAAUUUCACGCACUUUCUUAAGAACCAUGCAUCGGAUUAUCUCAUCAACACUAACGGCUUUGUAGGGGGCACUUUUAAUGUUUUCUCUCUUACAAAGAUUUGAAGAAAAUAUGUGCAUAUAUUUAUUCUGUAAUUUCAGUGAACAUUUUAUUGUAAAGGUAAUGUUAAAUAAAUGUAUAGUGAAUA
This is a messenger RNA of Oncorhynchus keta (chum salmon), 4035 nucleotides long. RefSeq names its product SLIT and NTRK-like protein 3. Lineage: Eukaryota; Metazoa; Chordata; Actinopteri; Salmoniformes; Salmonidae. The coding region runs from base 396 to 3107 and encodes 903 amino acids. Gene Ontology annotation, molecular function: protein binding. Gene Ontology annotation, biological process: axonogenesis; positive regulation of synapse assembly; regulation of presynapse assembly. The transcript has 3 exons. Gene Ontology annotation, cellular component: postsynaptic density membrane; GABA-ergic synapse. The record is from RefSeq and is a predicted model, not a curated record.